AUACUCCAACAAAUACACACGCCUAUACAUACAACACAACCCUCACCCCUUAUUCCAAAGCUGUUGGAGCUUGUUUACCCCACCCCCACCUAUACUUACACCUAUACAUACACAGAUGUCUAAACCCUAAACACACACUAAUUGCUUUAGAUGCCGACUUUCACAUCGAUUGCGUUGGAGAGCUUGAUUGAGCCCAGGUUCCGCGAUUCGUAUCGAGAUUCCGCGAAAAAGUCGGAGAAAUUACCGGCGAAAAAAUCGGAGAAGGGGGAUGGGAAGGAGGUUGGAGAGGUGGAGGUGAGGAAGCCGAGUAGGCACCGCGUGAAUAUCUCUCCGGCGUUGUAUAUAACGCCGGAACCGACGCCGAUUGUGUACUCGUCGUCGGAUUCGUUGUCGCCGUCUCCCUAUGUGGCGAAUCGGAAGGGGAGAGGGGGGUUGAGGCGUCGGAGUGAGGUGAGGAAGGAAGAGGUGGAGGCUAGAGGCGGUGAUAUGGGCCAUAUGGCUGUGGAGGAUGGGGUGGAGAGUGUGAAGGGAGAGGAGAGGGAGGUUGUGGAGGAGAGUGAGGAUUUUGUGGAUACGAGGUGCGAUUCGUUGAGUGUAGGGAGUUCGAGUGAUGUGAGGGAGCUGGGGAGUGUGUCUGGGUGGAAUCCGAUUGAGUUUUAUGAUGCUGAUGAUGAUUUCUCUCAUGAUGGGUCUGUGUCGAGUACACUACAUUCUUGCCACAGUUUCGAGUCAGAAAUGCGUGCCACAAGACUUAGUCUUCUUGAUGAGAUUGGAAGAAGAAAGAUUGCCGAGGAUGCUCUUGGCCUGGUGUACAACCAAUGGCAGGGGGUCGCUGAUGUUCUUCUGGCUCGGGCAGGAAUAAGAUAUCCAGCACCUUCUGUUGACAUGCAAUUUGAGAUUGGUCCAAUAGAGCAGUUUUGUCAGGAAAUUGUUGUAAAUAGAUUUGUUUCUGAAGCAAUUGGUCAGGCUUUAGCGCGUGCUGAAGCUGAGAUUGCUGCAGAGGAUAUCUUAAAAGCUAAAGAUCAGGAGAUUUCUCGUUUAAAAGAUCGAUUGCAAUAUUAUGAGGCUGUUAAUCAUGAGAUGUCCCAGAGGAACCAGGAAGUUAUUGAGGUAGCACGAAAGCAGCGCAAAAAGAGAAAAACCCUGCAGAAGUGGCUAUGGGGUGGCCUAGGUCUCUCUAUUGCAAUUGGAGCUUCAGUGGUUGCUUAUUCUUGCCAUCAACAUACAAGCGAAAUUGAGCCGUUGCUGAGUUCAAGCGAUUCUUCAAGUGCUACCGGCAUAAGUUCAUCAGAAUCAGCUUGAAGAUUAGGUGCACCGGUAUUAUCACAAAAAUUUUGCUACUUUGGCCUCUUGUUUCGAGAAGCAAUAACUCUAGAGCAAGCAAUAAUUUGCCGAUCUCACUCUUUUUGCAUGCAUGAGUUUAAUUCGAUAUUUUCCUGUACUAGGCAAUUGGCAUGCUUAACUGUAGCAUGGUCUGUAACUAGAGAAUGUUACUGUGGUGCAAUAAUCUUAGAUGAACAGUAAUAGUGCAUGAGCCUUGCAAUGUAUUUUGAACUCGUAAGAUUGACAAUGAGGUUCAAGCAGCUGCUGCCUGCUAGCUAAUUUUUUUUUUUUUUUGGCGGUGUU
Daucus carota subsp. sativus is the source of this 1626-nucleotide messenger RNA. RefSeq lists its product as uncharacterized. The transcript has 3 exons. The coding region runs from base 151 to 1302 and encodes 383 amino acids. NCBI's taxonomy places the organism in Eukaryota, Viridiplantae, Streptophyta, Magnoliopsida, Apiales, Apiaceae. The record is from RefSeq and is a predicted model, not a curated record.